Molecule: messenger RNA, 3416 nt
Organism: Pimephales promelas (fathead minnow)
Lineage: Eukaryota; Metazoa; Chordata; Actinopteri; Cypriniformes; Leuciscidae
Gene: sv2ba
Product: synaptic vesicle glycoprotein 2Ba
Biological process (GO): chemical synaptic transmission; transmembrane transport
Cellular component (GO): neuron projection; synaptic vesicle membrane
Molecular function (GO): transmembrane transporter activity
Source: RefSeq, a predicted model, not a curated record
CUACCAUUUGGUCUGGCAGCAUCAAGUGUAGGGAGAUUCCAUCUGGAUGAGCCGGAGGCGCUGAUCAUGAGGUCGACCCAUAAUCCCCUGGUCUGCCCAUCAGACUCCUGUUAAGGUGACAUGUAGGACUUGCCUUCUGAAACUCUGCCAGGAUUUUCCUUUGGAUUUUUUAUUCAUUUAUAUCGUACGCCAAAAUACACAAAUUCUGGUGCAGCAUGUGGCCUUGUGUAGAACCAACCAAAGGGAAAUAGCUUGUUGAUGUCAUAAAUAUUGAGGCCUUACCUUAACUGAGGGGCAAUUUAUAUUUUUAAUCUUUUGGAAGAUUUUGGAACCGUCUCCAAGUGAUUUUAGAGGAUUAUGUUCAUUUAGCUAUUUUUGUCUCCAAUAAUACAUAUAUCAAAUUCAAGCCAAAAUGGAUGACCCUUACCAAAACAACAUAAACCAGCCGGGAGAAACGUAUCCCACAUAUGGAGAAGGAGGAGAGUACACUUACCCUUAUCAGACGGACUUCCCUCCUCGGGAGGAGGAUGAUGCUGCUAGUGAUGCCACCGAGGGGCAUGAUGAAGAUGAGCAGAUGUAUGAGGGAGAGUACCAAGGCAUCCCUCAUCCGGACGAGAUCAAGGAGGCACGGAGAGCCGCGCGGAGGGAGGCCCGUGCGAAGGCCAGGAUGGCAGCUGAGGUCGUUGAGGAAUCGUUGCCAGAGCAGUACGAGAGCAUCAUGGAAGACUGCGGGCACGGACGCUUCCAGUGGACCCUCUUCACCGUGCUGGGUCUGGCCCUGAUGGCUGACGGCGUGGAGUGCUUCGUUGUGAGUUUCGCCCUGCCCAGUGCUGAGAAGGACAUGUGCCUGUCGAAUGCUGACAAGGGCAUGCUGGGUUUAAUAGUGUACGUGGGCAUGAUGAUCGGCGCUGUCGUGUGGGGGGGUCUGGCUGAUAAACUGGGCAGAAGACAGUGUUUACUCUACGCACUGGCUAUCAACUGCAUCUUCUCCUUCCUGUCUUCUUUCGCACAGGGCUACGGCUUCUUUAUCUUCUUCAGACUCUGCUCGGGAAUUGGGAUCGGAGGAUCAAUCCCUGUCGUGUAUACGUACUUUGCUGAGUUCCUCCAGAUAGAUAAGAGAGGAGAACAUCUCAGCUGGUUGUGCUUGUUCUGGAUGCUCGGAGGACUGUACGCUUCCUUCACCGCAUGGGGAAUCAUCCCACAUUAUGGCUGGGGUUUCAGUAUGGGGACAGAGUUCCAGUUCCACAGUUGGAGGGUGUUUGUACUGGUUUGUUUCCUUCCCUCUGUGGCUGCUCUCGCUGGGCUUGUGUUCAUGCCAGAAAGUCCCCGUUUCCUCCUGGAGACUGCAAGACACGAUGAGGCCUGGAUGGUCUUGCGGCAAGUCCAUGACACCAACUGGAGGGCAAAGGGAGAGCCAGAACGAGUGUUUCAAGUUUCGCAGCUUAAAAUACCCGAAACACAAGAGGACGAGUUCAUAGAGAUUCAGAGUGAAACUGGAACUGCCUUUCAGAGAUUCACGGUCAGACACCUGACCCUGGUUAAACAGGUCAUGAAGAACAUGAUGUCACUGGCUGCACCUGAUCUCAGACUCCAUAGUUUGUUCAUUGCCAUUGUGUGGUUUACGAUGGCCUUCAGCUAUUAUGGCCUGGGAGCGUGGUUUCCUGACCAGAUCAAGUACCUCCAGUUUGAGGAGUACGAGUCCAACGUCAAGAUCUUCUAUCGUGAGAAAGUGGAACGCUUUCAUUUUAACUUCACUCUGCAAAAUCAAGUCCACAAAGAGGGGGAGUAUAUCCAUGACAGGUUUAUCAACAUAGAAAUAAAAAAUGUGAAGUUUGAGGAAUCCCUGUUUGAGAACUGUUAUUUUGAGGACAUCAGAUCAACAGAGACCUUCUUUGAGAACUGCACCCUUAAAAACACAGUCUUCUACAAUACUGACCUGUGGAAAGAUUCCAAGUUUUUUAACUGUAAGCUGGAAAAUACAACAUUUUUGCACCCAAAAAAAGGCUGCCAUCUAAAUUUCCAAGAGGAAAAUGACAUCCUGAUCUAUCUAGUCUGCUUCCUGGGCAGUUUAUCUGUGAUACCUGGCAACAUCGUAGCAGGUCUAUUAAUGGAUAAAAUAGGACGACUUAAAAUUAUAGGGGCAUCUAUGUUAGGCUCCGCUGUCUGCACGUUCUUCCUGCUCCUGUGCUUCAGUCAGUGGGCUGUCGUCCUGUUCCAGUGCCUGUUCUUCGCAAGCAGUGCGGCAGCUUGGAAUGGCAUCGAGGUCAUCACUGUGGAGCUCUAUCCUGCCUCGAAAAGAGCCACAGCUUUUGGUGUGCUGAAUGGCACAUGUAAACUGGCAGCUAUCAUUAGCACUUUCAUCUUCGGCAAGUUUAUCGGCAUCACCAAGAUUAUCCCGAUCAUCCUGUCCUUCUCAGCGCUAGUGUGUGGAGGACUGCUAGCAUUUAAGCUACCUGAGACUCGGGAGGUCAUUCUUCAGUGAAAAAGCCAAACUCCUCAAGGCCUCAGCGUUUGGUCCAGCUGGACACUGGAUGACCGUAUGCUUAGACUGAUGAACACUGUCAGGAAAUGGGCUGAAUCAUGUGAAGCUGAAACAGUGUUAUGUUAGAACCACUGUACUGUAGUAUUGCCGUACUUUCAUAGAAUUACUUGUAGAGAUGUAGAUGUGUAUGUAGUUCACAGUGGCUGUAUUGUGAGUAAGAAAUCCCAAAUGUGGAAAUAUGGGGCAAUAUCUUUGCUACAAAAUGAUUUAGAGGCGAGUAGUGAUAUCAAAUUCCCUUUUUUAUAUUGGAACAAAUAAUAACUUUGACUGUAAGUUCAAACUUUUAAUGAGAUCUUGUAAAAAUUGAGUUCACCCGCUCACCAACUUUUGGUCAUCAGCUAGUUUUUGUUGUGUUGUAUUUGUUAACUACGUUGUUAUAUAUUUAUUUUCACAUUAGACAAUUACAUUUUCACUGUGUUUUAAUUCUAACGUUUUUGGAUUCCCAUUUUUUUUCAACUAUUAUUUGUCAUGCCUUUCGUUAGAAGACAUCAAAAUUACAAUGUUUGUAUGGAGAUAGACAUUUUUAAAAUGGACUUAUGUGUGAAGUAUGUAUAAUGCUCAUUUCCUUUGAGAAAAUAUGUAGAUUAUGUGAUUCUGAUUUUAUUUGUCUCUUGUUUUAAAAGUGUGUGAAUACUAAAUAUGUAGGUAUGGCUCACUUUUUUUUCCACUUUUGACCACAGAAAAUGCUAUUCAAAUAUCCUCCUAUACAUCAACACUGAUUAAACGACUCCUAACAUCUUUAUGUCAAGAGAAAUCUAAAAGAAAAUCUUUUUAUAUUUCAUGUUCAAAUAAGAAAAGAUCAGUUUACCUUUUUGUUUUUUGUUUGUCAUGGUUUUGUGAUGGUAUAACAAUAAAAAAAAAAUAUAAAACAUAA